Exophiala dermatitidis NIH/UT8656 is the source of this 510-nucleotide messenger RNA. Its product is annotated as protein transporter Sec61 subunit beta. The coding region runs from base 1 to 510 and encodes 169 amino acids. Lineage: Eukaryota; Fungi; Ascomycota; Eurotiomycetes; Chaetothyriales; Herpotrichiellaceae. Gene Ontology annotation, biological process: intracellular protein transport. The record is from RefSeq and is a predicted model, not a curated record. Gene Ontology annotation, cellular component: Sec61 translocon complex. The transcript has 4 exons.
AUGCGAAAGGGACGAGGAGGCGCAGGCAGAAGUGUCCCUCAGCAUCUCGGCUAUUCGCCGGAAUCAGCCGAAGACAUGCAAGUGUUCGAGAAGCAAGUGAAGGUUGACAAUGGGGACAAAUAUAGUCUCACUCAGAACCCACCAGCCUCAGCUAGACCUGCAUCUCCUCUCACCUCCGGUCCGGAAUCUGGACCUGACUCUACACCUUCUGCGCAAAAGGCCACUGGUUCUUCUUCUAUCGCGCGCGCUGGAUCGCCUCCUGGAGGUCCCCGAUCUGCUAUCAGACGCCGCGCAGCCGCCGACCAUAAAGAAUCCCUCAAAAAUGCUCGUCCCGCUUCGACGCGUUCGGCCGGUGCGGGUGGCUCUUCUGGGACAAUGUUGAGACUGUACACGGAUGAGAGCCCGGGUCUCAAGGUGGAUCCUAUGGUUGUUCUGUUCCUGAGCUUGGGUUUUAUUUUCAGCGUUGUUGCUCUACACCUCAUUGCGAAGAUCACGAAAAGAUUCUCAUAA